CGGAAUAUGAGGCCCGUUACUGCUCGCCGCUAGUGUUAGCUGACGAAGCCGGAGCAAUGAACAGAAACAGAAAGGGACUCGCAAUUCUCAUGAGAACUCGAAUGAAGAAAUCAGAAAUAGCGCUUCCUCAUCCAAAAGUUGAUGUUGACGAUCCUAAUGGAGACAGCAGCGGCAAAGUUCUGCUCCAGGAUGUGAAGGAAUGGAUGCGAGCGUCAAUCUCGGUUCCUGGCAGCAAAUCGGAGCCUGCUGAUGUCAAUCUCGAAGAUUUCUCGCAGGGUUACAUUAAACUCCCUCAAGAUGGGCGAAGGCAGCUGCUGCUUUCGCUGUCUAGAGAGUACGAUGUGAGCAGGGCUAGGGUGCGCGAGCUGAUGCUGCAGUAUCUCAGCUUCGACCUCGAAAGCUCUACAGGCAAUGAACACUGUAGCAGUUCUGAACAAGAAAGUGGGUUAGCUGCAUUGUACAGGACUGAGAAGAAUCUACGGGAUGCACUGAAGCCGACGUAUGCUGCUUUUUUUGAACGACUGAAUGCUCACCCGGGCGGAUUGAAGUUGUUGGUUGUUCUUCGUGCUGAUCUCCUCUCUUUGCUAGCCAAAGAAAAUACACCAUCCAUUCGAUCAUUAGAGUCAUAUCUAAAGGAAAAGCUUAUAACCUGGCUUAGUCCUGCAGCGCUGGAGCUUCACCAGAUAACAUGGGAUGACUCUGCAUCCUUGCUCGAGAAAAUUGUAGCAUAUGAGGCUGUUCAUCCAAUCAGAAGUCUCCUAGAUUUGAAGAGACGAUUGAGUGUAGGUCGUCGUUGCUUUGGAUAUUUACAUCCAGCCAUACCAGGUGAGCCACUCAUUUUUAUUGAGGUUGCACUUUUGAAGGAGAUGGCCAAAUCCAUACAGGAGGUCCUAUGGGAUGAUCCUCCCAUUCCAGAAAGUGCAGCAUCUUGUGCAUUAUUUUAUUCUAUUUCAUCAACUCAGGCGGGUUUAUCAGGAAUCAAUCUUGGGAAGUUUCUUAUCAAACGUGUGGUUGAGCUGUUACGAAGAGAAAUGCCAGAUAUCACGGUCUUUGCAACUCUUAGUCCUAUUCCUGGAUUUAUGCAAUGGCUUCUCUCUAAGUUGGCUUCCCAACUGAAGCUUGCAAAACUGGAGUCAGAUUCUGCUGGAGACUUGUCAAAGAAGGAAUCUUGUUCUACCUUUAAAGAGAACAUCCUUCUUCAAGAAGAAGAAAAAGCGAUACUCGAUGCUACAAAGGCUGGUGGAGAAAGUGCCACAGAGGUUCUGCAUGAUUUGCUAAUUUCAACCAACAGAGAGUGGACCAAGUCUAAUCAAUUAUUGACUGCACUUCAGCCACUUCUUAUGCGCUUAUGUGCUAGGUACGUACUUAAAGAAAAGAAACGCGGGAAAGCUCUUGACGCAGUUGCAAAUUUCCAUCUACAAAACGGAGCUAUGGUUGAGAGAUUGAACUGGAUGGGAGAUAAUUCGGAAAAAGGCAUCCAGCAGAGUGGAGGUAUCAUGGUAAAUUAUGUUUACCGGUUAGAUGAGAUCGAAGAAAAUGCUCAAUCAUAUUUCAGCACGGGUCAUAUCAACGCUUCAAGCAAAAUUCAUCAGUAUUUAAGGUGACAUGUUAAGAAAGUGACAAUAUUGCUGAACGAGAUUGUUCUUUUAGAAUAAUAGGGCAUAUCUCAUGGUCUGAAGAGUACAUAGUUCUUAUUUCCGAGCAUUCAGGAACUCAAAAUCUUUUAGGAACAGAGAUCCCACUAUUCGUUACUAAUAACGCCCAUCAAUUAGGAAAUUCGGCAUAAAAGGCAGUGGCGCAUGUUUGUUGUU
Messenger RNA from Asparagus officinalis (garden asparagus), 1811 nucleotides. Its product is annotated as malonyl-CoA decarboxylase, mitochondrial. NCBI's taxonomy places the organism in Eukaryota, Viridiplantae, Streptophyta, Magnoliopsida, Asparagales, Asparagaceae. Gene Ontology annotation, biological process: malonyl-CoA catabolic process; acetyl-CoA biosynthetic process; fatty acid biosynthetic process. The record is from RefSeq and is a predicted model, not a curated record. The coding region runs from base 57 to 1604 and encodes 515 amino acids. Gene Ontology annotation, cellular component: mitochondrial matrix; peroxisomal matrix. The transcript has 14 exons. Gene Ontology annotation, molecular function: malonyl-CoA decarboxylase activity.